Neopelma chrysocephalum (saffron-crested tyrant-manakin) is the source of this 2230-nucleotide messenger RNA. RefSeq names its product ETS translocation variant 3-like. Bases 207 to 1511 code for a protein of 434 amino acids. The transcript has 3 exons. Gene Ontology annotation, biological process: regulation of transcription by RNA polymerase II; cell differentiation. Gene Ontology annotation, molecular function: sequence-specific DNA binding; DNA-binding transcription factor activity, RNA polymerase II-specific. Gene Ontology annotation, cellular component: nucleus. The record is from RefSeq and is a predicted model, not a curated record. NCBI's taxonomy places the organism in Eukaryota, Metazoa, Chordata, Aves, Passeriformes, Pipridae.
GGUAUCAUUUCCCGGAAUGGGCUUAUAAAACCGAGUCCAGCCCGGGCUCCAGGCAGAUCCAGCUGUGGCACUUCAUCCUGGAGCUGCUCCAGAAGGAGGAAUUCCGUCAUGUCAUCGCCUGGCAGCAGGGAGAGUACGGAGAGUUCGUCAUCAAGGACCCCGACGAGGUGGCCCGGCUGUGGGGCAGGAGGAAAUGCAAACCCCAGAUGAACUAUGACAAGCUCAGCAGGGCCCUCAGAUAUUACUACAACAAGAGGAUCCUCCACAAGACAAAGGGCAAGAGGUUCACCUACAAGUUCAACUUCAACAAGCUGGUGAUGCCCAACUACCCUUUCAUCAACAUCCGGCCCAACGGUGUUGUCCCCCAGAGCGCUCCCCCCGUGCCCACGGCCUCGUCCCGCUUCCACUUCCCUCCGCUGGACGCCCACUCUCCCACCGAGGAUUCCCAGCCCGGGGGCCGCUUCCCCGGCGGUUCCCUGGGCCCGGGAUCCACCCCGGAGGCUCUGGGGGACGGCGGCGGCGGCGACAGGAAGCCGGAGGUGCCGGAGCUGCUGGAGGAUUCCUCCUCGGAUUGGCGCCGGGGGGGAGUGGAUCUGCUGGCCCCCCACGCCGGCGGCGGCAGCGGGAGCGUCGCCCACCCCAAGCGCAAGCCCGACAUCGUCCUGCCGCUGUUCUCCCGGCCCGGGAUGUUCCCGGAUCCUCACAGCCCCUUCGCCGUGUCGCCGCUGCCGGGCCGCGGGGGGGUCCUCAACGUGCCCAUCUCGCCGGCGCUGUCGCUGACGCCCACCCUGUUCUCCUACAGCCCCUCGCCGGGGCUCAGCCCCUUCACCGGCAGCAGCUGCUUCUCCUUCAACCCCGAGGAGAUGAAACACUACCUGCAUUCCCAGGCCUGCUCCGUGUUCAACUACCACCUGAGCCCGCGGACUUUCCCCCGCUACCCGCUGGUGGUGCCGCCGCUGCAGUGCCAGGUGCCCCUGGAGGAGCAGCCCCAGUUCCCCAUCAAGCUCCAGCCGCCUCCCGCCGGCCGGAAAAACAGGGAGAGGCUGGAAAGCGCCGAGGAAGCGGCUCAGCUCAGGGUGAAGGUGGAACCCGCCGCCGACAAGGAGCCCCCCGAGGAGGCCACCAAGGGCAAGGACGGAGGAGAGAGGAGGGAAGAAGGUUCCGGAGCGGAGGAAGGGAAGUUGGGGCCGGUGUUCGCCCGCCCAGCCGCCCCGUCCUGGCUGCCCCCGGCGCCCGCCCAGCCCGGUGCAUCCUCCUCCUCCUCCUCCUCCUCCUUGGAAGAGCCCCCGGAGCAGCCGGGGGAGAGCGGCGUGGAUAAACCCCCCCGGGAUCCCUGCGGAGAAGCGGGAGCUCAGGAGAAGAGGGAGGACGCCCUGAUGCCCCCGAAGCUGCGCCUGAAGCGCCGCUGGAACGGGGACAGGCAGGCGGAGCCGCCCGAGGAGAACGGCCUCUGGAACGGCCCCAACAACAUCCCCAAGGCCGUGGCGGCCGCCGCCGCCUCCGACACCUAAUCCCGGGAUCUGGGGAGAGCAUCCAGGGAUUUAUGUAGCAGAGGUUGUUGCAGAGCGUGGGGAGGGGAGCGGGGAGGUGGGGUGGGACGGGUGGGACGCGGGGGGGGUGUUAGAGCCUGGUUUUGGGAAUUCUAGGAAUUCUGGGGAGGGGUGGGAGGGGAGGGGGGGGUUGUGUUCUCUUUGUUUUCGUUGUUGACUCGCAGGUGAGACGCCGGGGGGUUGUUCCCGCUCCGGGGUUGUUCCCGCUGCUCCGGGGUUGUUCCCGCUGCUCCUCCGUCGUCAUUCCCGGGCUUUCCCGGCUUGAGCUCCGGGCCUGGCACGGACUCCUGAGGGGGGUUGAGGCCUUUUCUUCCCCGGGGAUGGAGGAAUUCCAGACGUGGUCUAUUUUGGUGUUUAUAGCAGCAGGAAUCUCCAAAUCCAUGUAAUUCCCUGGGGGUUUUUUUUAUAUAUAUAUAUAUAUAUAUUUCCACGGAGCGUGCGAUGGCGGGAGAGGAAUUCCCGGCUUUGCAUCCGCCUCUGGAGCUGAGGGGGGGACUGGGAUGAGGGAAUAUUGCACUGUCCUUGGAGCAGGGGGAAGGAUUCAGGAAGACACGACUGAGAAAAUCAGGAUGCUGCCGGAGCGGGAGAGCCGCUCUCUCUCUCUCUCUCCCUCUCUCUCUCUCCCGGAGAGGGAUCCGCAUUCCCGGCUCUCCGGGAUCUGCAUUCCCGGCUCUCCGGGA